CAGACAGACAGACAGACAGACAGACAGACAGACAGACAGACAGACAGACAGACAGACAGACAGACAGACAGACAGACAGACAGACAGACAGACAGACAGACAGACAGACAGACAGACAGACAGACAGACAGACCCCUGCCAACCCACCACAGAACAGACAUACUCACACCAACCCGAAAACACUCUCCCCCGUGCAGUGUGGUUGUACCAGAAAAACUGGAACGGAGACAAAAACAUGGAUGCAGAGAAAACAGAAGAAUGAAGAGAGAAGCAGAAGAAGAAAGAAGGAAAAGAAAGACGACUUAAUAGAAGAAUAAAUACUAUGAGGAGAACAGAAAACAGAGUGAAAGGAGCUGAGAUCCAGUACUAACACAGUACAGGACGGUGGAGAAGUGUGACUGUCGUGGUGCAGAAUGGGAAAUUCUUCAUCCCCAGGCAUGUCAACUCUAUCUCCGUGCAUACUGUAGUUACUGCAGGCCCACCUCUCUCCCCCGUCUCAUCAACGGACAACCGGCAUACACGGUGAGGCGUCUCCUGAAGGUUCGAUCUCGGGCAGGGGAUACCAACACCUGGUUGACUGGGUGGGUUAUGGCCCGGAGGAGAGGUGCUGAGUUCCCGCUAGGGACAUCCUGGACCUAGGCCUCAUCGCUGAGUUCCAACGCCGGCACCCAGGUCAACCAGGUCGGGAGAGAAGAAAGGGUCACAUGAUCUCCACUGGGGAUGCAGAGUUCCCGUGUGAGUACCAAACCCUGGGCCAAGGCGGCACGCGCUGUUUCCCUCACAACAACAACAACAACGGCGGGCUGGCGCCAACCUCUGGGAACCGCCAACGCCACAACACCCUCGCUGCCAAGAGCCUGGAGGCCCUUACGAACCUUCACAAGGCUGACAUAAAGCGCCAGCACGAAGCCUUUAUGGACCUCCAGAAAAAUCAGAAGUAUCCGGCCAGCCCCUGUAUGUCUCAGGGCCAGAGAUCACCUAACUUUGGCCGCCAACAGCAGCAACAGCCCAACUACUGGAGCUUCAAGGCCCGUACCCCCCGUGUGAUCCGACGCAACCCCGACCAGCCGGCUCUAGCUGACCAGGCCAGCAGGGUGUCCUUUGCCUCGGCUGAGAGUCUGGAAACCAUGUCUGAGGCCGACGUUCCCCUCGGGUUCAACCGCAUGAACCGCCUCCGCCAGAGCCUCCCCCUGGCACGCUCAUCCAGCCAGGCCAAGCUCCGUGCGCCAGGAAUUCUCUUCCUCCAGCUGGGCGAGGAGACAAGGCGGGUGCACCUGACCCACGAGCUGACCAGUCUGGAGACCCUGAGAGCCCUCAUUGUCCACAUGUUUCCCCAGAGGCUGACCAUGGCAAUGCUAAGGUGCCCCAGCACGGCCCUGCUGAUUAAGGAUGAGGCCCGCAACGUAUUCUAUGAGCUGGAGGACCCACGAGACGUACAGGACCGCUGUGUCAUCAAGAUCUACUGUAAGGAGCCUGUCUACGGCACCUACCCCGGACACCACAACCCACAUCUGGCCAACGGAGACCUAAGGAGGGAGAUGGUGUACACGCCCCAGCAAGAUUCUCCGUCCAACCGUCGCCUCAGCAAUGCCCCCGCCUCAUCCUCCGCCUCGACCCCCUCCAGCUCCCCGUCCCGCGUCCGUCUCCUCUACAGUGGCGGUGGCCGUCCAUCCUCCUAUGCCGGGCAACCUCACCUCCAGCAUCACCCCCACACCCACUCCCUCCCCCACCCCCACCACCUCUCGCCCGGGGGCCAGAUGGCGGCCCACCACCACCCGCAGCAGCAUCACCCCCAGCAGCUCCAACCCCAGCACCACCAUCUCCAGCACCAUGCCCAGGCUAGCUUCUCCCCCAGUGCCAUCCUGGAGCGGAGGGACGUGAAGCCCGAUGAGGAGGUCCACGGUAUUGGCUCCAGAAGCAUGGUGCUCCUGCGGGGCGAUGGAGGGGGGAUCUAUGCCGACCCCUAUUCCCUGGGCCAGGAAGGGGGUCGGCUUAGUCUGGCUGGCCCCCACUCUCCCCUACCCCCGAGGGGGGAUCCCUAUGGCUCUCUCUACCGGCGAGGAGGAGGUGGUGGUGGAGGGUUGGGACCCGGCUCUGUGCGCUCCCUCACUUCCUACUCGGCGGCGGCUCUGCAGGGAGAGCUGAUGGACAGCGGCAUCCUAUACAGGCCUGGAGGCCCGCUGUAUAAUGAUGCUGCCUACGCCGCGUCCAUGUUGGCCAUGGGUUUCCGGGUGCCACCCCCCUCGUCCCCGCAGAAGAUCCCUGACAUGAGGGACUCGUAUUCGGGCACCUUGCCCGGCCGGGGCUCCCCUGGGAGGCAGACCCUGCGAAGGGACUCGGUGUCCUCCUCCGUGUUUGGGGAAAGUGCCAAAGCUAGGGGUCAGGGGUCAGGGUUGGGGUCAGAUCAGCUGUGUCUGAUGGCUGGACCUGGAGGGGAGGGCGGUGGUUUCAGUUCAGCACCAGGUUUUAGUUCACCUCUACCAGGCAAUGAGACCGAGACCAGGGGGCGCAUGGAGGUCAUGGAAAAACAGAUAGCCAGUCUGACUGGUCUACUGCAGACAGUUCUGACCAGGGGACCAGAGGCAGAUAGCCCGGAUAAGAUCGAGACGUCCAGUGACUGCUCGGGAACAGACACUGGACGGUUAAAAAAAAAGAAAGCUCUGACGCCAUCGGCUCCGUUGGCCCUGAUGCCGCCCCCGCCCACAGGGUCCGCCCAGUCACUGACGGUGUCGCGGCUGCAGAUGCAGAACCACCUGCAUGGCCUGCAGCAGAACACCAGCAAGCUGCGCAUACAGCUGUCCCAGCUGCGCGACAUCCAGUUGGAGAACCAGGACUCAGUGCAGUCCCUGCUGAGGCAGACGGAGUCGGAGCUGAGCCUGAUGAUGCUGGAUGCCAUGCGGACCCAGGAGGACCCUCUGCAGAGGCAGCGUCUCUUAGUGGAGGAGGAGAGACUCAAGUACCUCAACCAGGAAGAGCUGCUCAUCCAGCAGCUGCAUGAUCUGGAGAAGUCAGUGGAGGAACUCCAGAGGAACUCGUCAGUCAACCAUGGCCUGGUGACAGAGACGGACGUGGAGCAGAAGAGCAUGGAGCUCAGGUCUUUGGGAGAGACCCUCACAGAGCUCAAGAACCAGUUCCCCAGUCUGCAGAGUAAGAUGCGGGUGGUGUUGAGGGUGGAGGUGGAGGCUGUCAAAUUCCUGAAGGAGGAACCACACAGACUGGACACACUGCUGAAACGCUGUAACACCAUGACCGACACACUGACCACACUACGGAGUGUAUUGUAUACCACCUGUACGUACAGAAAAGUGACCGAGGGCCUGUGGAAGGGCCAGGACGACAUCUGCAGCCAGUCGGCCAAGCGAACUGAAGACACAGGAAAGAACUCGGACCUCGACAUCCUGACCAGUCCACCGCUCAGCCUCAAUGACCUGGGUGGCAGUGCCAGCCUUGCCAACUGGAUGCCCAUAUCAGGCAGUGACCCGGACACCUCGGGGCCUGAGCAGGAUCCCCACCCUACAGCCAGCUACAGAAGCCGGGUCCUGGAUGAGCUGCCGAGCCGCCGCGGUGCUGACAAAUCAGUGUCCGUGGAGGUCAGACUGGCUGCAGAGCGGGACUGGGAGGAGAAGCGAGCCAGUCUGACCCAGUUCAGUGCCCAGGACAUCAACCGUCUGCUGGAGGAGACGCAAGCUGAGCUGAUGAAGGCCAUCCCAGACCUGGACUUCGCUGCCAGGCAGAUCAACAAGCCCGUGGUGCCCCCCAAACCCCACCCCAAACCUCAAAUUACCACCCCUGUCACUACCUCCACCAGCGCCUUCACCACCUCUAGUACCCUCACUACUACCAGUACUGAGCACCAGCCCAACAAGGUCCAGAUCACUGCCCUGAAGCUGGAAGGGGGCUCACGUCGCGGAUCUGCGGAGAUGACCGUAACCAGGUAUCGCACUGAGAAACCCUCUAAGUCGCCGCCUCCACCCCCUCCUCGCCGAAGCUUCCCAUCAGCCCAUGGGCUCACCACCAAUCGCACUGGAGAAGUGACCGUCACCACCAAGAAGAAGCUGGAGCCAGAAGACGGAGAGGCCCCGAAGACUCUAGUCAAGCUGAGAAGGACACCGUCUGACACGCCUCGCCCCGCCUCCACUCCCCCCGUCAUCGCCGCCUCAGCGAUUAAAGAUGAAGACUAUGACGAGCGGAUCAUUGCGGAACUAGAGAAUGCCAGCAACUCACCAGGGGCAUCCAAGGGACCUCAGUCGACUGUAGCGGCCAGACUGAAGCACCUCCAGCAGGGCAGCCUGGAGAGGCCCAAGACCAGGAAGCAGAGAGAGGACUUCCCCAAGAUCCAGGGCCAACAGCAGGACAAUGACCCAAAACACACCUCCAGGCUGUGUAAGGGCUAUUUGACCAAGAAGGAGAGUGAUGGUGCUGCAUCAGAUGACCUGGUCUCCACAAUCCACAAUCACAAUGGUAAAAAUAUAGAAAAACCCUUGGAUUAGUGGGUGUGUCCAAACUUUUGACUGGUACUCUCUCUCUCCCUUUCGCUCUCUCGCUCUAUAUAUAUGUAGUAUAUAUACUACCAUUCAAAAGUUUGGGGUCACAUAGAAAUGUCCUUGUUUUUGAAAGAAAAGCACAUUUUUUGUCCAUUUAAAUAACAUCAA
This is a messenger RNA of Oncorhynchus nerka (sockeye salmon), 4652 nucleotides long. RefSeq names its product SRC kinase signaling inhibitor 1-like. Lineage: Eukaryota; Metazoa; Chordata; Actinopteri; Salmoniformes; Salmonidae. Bases 705 to 4490 code for a protein of 1261 amino acids. Gene Ontology annotation, biological process: regulation of dendritic spine morphogenesis. The record is from RefSeq and is a predicted model, not a curated record. Gene Ontology annotation, cellular component: cytoplasm; actin cytoskeleton; postsynaptic density. The transcript is spliced from 21 exons.